GCAAAACAUUCUGCUUACAAUGAUGUGAAAGUCGGAAGCUCUUGCGGAGCAAGUUUGCUGCCCUUCCGAACAACUUGCAAGGGCCCCGUGAACAAGACGAUCGUAAUGGACUUGACCGAAGAUGCGAUGGACAUAGUAGACGAGGCCAUCACAUAUUACCGGGCAAACGUCUUCUUUCGCAACUAUGAGAUUCAGGGUGGAGCGGAUCGUAUCCUGGUCUACCUCACCUUGUACAUAUCUUCCUGCCUCGCAAGGAUCGAGAGAUGCGAAUCUCAGAAGGACGCGGAGAAAGUCUUGCAGGCAUACGCAUGGGAGAGCUUCCCUCUUCCCGGACAGAGCGGGUUUCCUUUCAACGGAUUCUUCACCAAGGCAAACACCAACGAUGAGGCGGAGAUGUUCAAGGCGUACUUCAAGCAGCUCAGGGAGGAGACAGGGAAGAGACUGACAGAGGUUGUCUUUGCUCAUGGAGGAAGGCCGAACAAGUUUUGGGUCUGCUUCUCAAAGAGGAAAUUCAUGAACCUGUCGCUCGAUAGAGCAUGAGCGCAGGCGACGAAAUCUACUGACGGAGUUGAAGGCGACUGGAUAGUGAAGAGAGCAAACAGGGAAAGAGGCAGGGGAGGAAAGUUGAAUUGAGGGAUAAUUUGGGUGGGAGGAGGAGGAGAUUGGGCAUAGAAAUAGGAGAGGAAAAUGCGCGCAGACCUUAUGAUCUGAAAUGGAGUGCAGACAAGUUUCAAAUGAUAGUUUUCGAGUUUUGUAUACAGAUUCAUCCAUCU
Messenger RNA from Guillardia theta CCMP2712, 773 nucleotides. RefSeq lists its product as hypothetical. Lineage: Eukaryota; Cryptophyceae; Pyrenomonadales; Geminigeraceae. The record is from RefSeq and is a predicted model, not a curated record. The coding region runs from base 106 to 540 and encodes 144 amino acids. Gene Ontology annotation, biological process: regulation of actin filament polymerization; Arp2/3 complex-mediated actin nucleation. The transcript has 9 exons. Gene Ontology annotation, cellular component: cytoskeleton; Arp2/3 protein complex. Gene Ontology annotation, molecular function: actin filament binding.